CACUGUCAAGAGCCUGCUGGACUCUGAUGGCAGCAGAUAAGUAAAAGGCGAUCUCCUUGGACAAGAGAAGAACAGAGCGGCGGAGUGGAACCCGAGUCCCAUUCCAGGACCUUGAACUGGGGACAGCUGAAUAGGAAUCGAUGCUUCAUCGAAAGGGGACAUCCUGUACUCGCGUCAAAGGGGAAACUUGAUUUGUUCUACUUUCUUUGAUUCUGCUUCGCAGAGCCUUUCCUCGAUCGGCCGAGCGCUGUUUUAUUAUAAACGCAUUGCGCACCGUUCGAUUUUUUUUUUUUAAUUUUUUUUAAUUUAUUUGAGCCACUUUUAAGGCGAUUUUAGGUGAUCUUGCUGAGUACGAAUGACAGCCGAGGUCCAGCAGCCCUCCGUGCAGGCUCCGGCACAAAGCAGCCCCAUGUCUGCACCGUCGGACAAAAGCAACGGACAAACUUCGCUGAUGGAGACCGCCUCGUCCACAACUAAAACCAAGAAGACCAAUGCUGGAAUUCGGCGCCCGGAGAAGCCUCCUUACUCCUACAUAGCCUUGAUAGUCAUGGCUAUCCAAAGCUCUCCGACCAAACGGCUGACACUCAGCGAGAUCUACCAGUUCCUCCAGAGCCGCUUCCCUUUUUUCCGAGGUUCGUACCAGGGAUGGAAGAACUCGGUGCGUCACAACCUGUCCCUCAACGAGUGCUUCAUCAAGCUGCCCAAGGGUCUUGGUAGACCCGGGAAGGGUCACUACUGGACCAUCGACCCCGCCAGUGAGUUCAUGUUUGAAGAAGGAUCUUUCCGCAGAAGACCGCGGGGCUUCAGGAGAAAAUGUCAGGCGUUGAAGCCCAUGUACAGCAUGAUGAACGGCCUUGGAUUCAACCAUCUUCCCGAGUCCUACAACUUCCAGGGGACCGGAGGAGCGCUGUCUUGUCCUCCAAACAGUUUAUCUUUGGACAGCGGGAUUGGGAUGAUGAACGGACAUUUGGCAGGCAACAUGGAUGGGAUGGGUUUGGCAGGACAUUCCGUGUCGCAUUUGUCGGCCAACAGUGGACAUUCCUACAUGGGGAGUUGUACCGGAUCCACGGGGGGCGAGUACAGCCACCACGACAAUUCUGCCUCCCCACUGCUCACCGGCGGAGGAGUUAUGGAUCCACACCCAGUCUACUCCAGCUCCACCACGGCUUGGGCUCCGAGCGCCUCGGCGUCCUUAAAUAACGGCGCAUCUUACAUCAAGCAGCAGCCCCUGUCGCCAUGUAACCCCGGAGCGAACCCGCUGCAGCCCAGCUUACCAACACAUUCCCUAGAUCAGUCAUAUCUUCACCAAAACGGCCACAGUACCACCGACCUGCAAGCAGGUAUACCGCGGUAUCACUCCCAGUCCCCCGGCAUGUGUGACCGGAAGGAGUUCGUCUUCUCCUUCAACGCCAUGACGUCCCCGUCCAUGCACUCGCCCAGCGGCGGCUCCUACUACCACCACCAGCAGGUCGCCUAUCAGGACAUCAAACCCUGCGUGAUGUGACCGCAGAGGAGCAGCGACGAGGAGUCACUGUUGCAACCCGCAGACAUGGCAUGCGACCCGUGGCUGGGGUGCGACCGAGGACCCACGAGGGAGGGAGGGAUUGGGGGGGAAGUUGGGGAGGGAGCGCCCCGCAACAGCCCACCGCGGACACGGAGAAGCGCAAGUGGCGGAUCGGUACACGAACUCGAUUAACUGAAAAAAAAAAAAAAAGAGGUCCUUUAACUGCAGAGCAUCUAAAAACAGCUCGCGCUUGUAAGGAAAUGGAGAACAAAACACUAAAAAAAAAAAAAAAGGUGGAAAGGCUUCCCAUUUAAUGCCAAGAAACGGCUGCCUGCCAUUGAAGGUAACGCAGUAAAAUAUAAUAAAGUACAUCUUCUUUGUCCCAGAACCAGUUUAGGUACUAACUCUGCUGGCGGAUGAAUACCACUUAAGUCUACCGUUGAUUGCUUGUAAAAUAUCAUUGUUUAUUUUUUUGUCUUGAAUUCCGUACAGUUCUUCAGAACGCAAAAUCUGAAUGGCAUUUUUGUUUUUUCUUUGAGGUAUUCAGUCAAUAUAGCGAAGCUAUUAGUUUGUAUACUUUUUAUAUGACAAACUGUGUCCGUCGGGGACAAUCCAGAUGUGUUUUUGACUUAUUCGUUAAUAAUUUUACGUGGACACGAUUUUAUCAGUUCCAAAGAAAAAUGGCACUUUUAAAUAAAUAAAAAAAAAAACAAAGCAGCCUCUUAUUUAUUCAGCGUAUCCAUUUAAUUGUAAAAUUAUAGCCUUAGAAUGAAAAUGUACUUUAUUGGCAAUAUUUGCCAUGAAGCUUUGUUCGAUAUGAAAUACAGUCGGAAAAUUAUCUGUGUAACUGCGACUGUUACAUAGGCCGUAUUCCUGUACUUGUGUGUAUAUAUAUGUAAUGACACCUGUAUUUCUUCUGCACUGUAUGCAUUGUACAUGAUGGUCUUAAUGAUGAUUAUGUUCAAAAAUUUAGACUAGUCUGUAUAUAAACACAGUAUUUGUAUAAAACUAAACAUAAUGGCAUGCAGUUGAGUGAAACUGUUAGAAACACCUAUAAACAAAUGUCCUUUUUUUCCAAAUACAUGUUGCCCUUUGCCUCCGUACUUGAGUCCUCAAAUAUUGAAUGAGUAUUUAGAAAACCUGCACCACAACUGACAUUGCACGUGGAUUAUGAAUAACAGUAAUAAGAAAAUAGAAAAAUACUAAGUAGGCUGUGGGAUACUUGAUUUGUGUGUGACAUGAUCGUAUGAUAGUUUUAUUAAAAGAAGCAGUCAAAAUAUACAGUUUGUCAGAUAAUGAAGGCAAAUUGAACCAGAACUAGGAGCUCUGCUUUAUAUCUUUAAAAAAAAAAAAAUCAUUUCAUUAAUGUCAUGGGAUAAAAUACCAGAAACGGUGUAUGUGGUGCAACCGUUUGCUGUGUCCCAAUUAACCCCAACAAAUCAGCUUCGGCUUUGACA
Scleropages formosus (Asian bonytongue) is the source of this 2961-nucleotide messenger RNA. Its product is annotated as forkhead box protein F1. The coding region runs from base 356 to 1504 and encodes 382 amino acids. The record is from RefSeq and is a predicted model, not a curated record. The transcript is spliced from 2 exons. Gene Ontology annotation, cellular component: nucleus. Gene Ontology annotation, molecular function: DNA-binding transcription factor activity, RNA polymerase II-specific; RNA polymerase II cis-regulatory region sequence-specific DNA binding. Lineage: Eukaryota; Metazoa; Chordata; Actinopteri; Osteoglossiformes; Osteoglossidae. Gene Ontology annotation, biological process: animal organ morphogenesis; regulation of transcription by RNA polymerase II.